AUGAAGUCAGUCGUAUUAUUUCUGAUACAGAGUGCUCUAUUCGCAAUUCAAUUUAGCACACUUUCAUGUGUCAUUUAUAACUGUCCAGCGGAUGCACCAUGCGGAUGUUCAGCUAAGUCAGCUGUGGUGACAAAAAUUAUUAACGGCGAAGCGGCUGCUAGUCUGACAUGGGGAUGGGCAGCCUCGCUUAGUUCAAUAUCAAUGAAUUCACAUUUUUGUGGCGGAUCAAUCAUAUCGAAAUCACAUCUUUUGACAGCGGCACACUGUACGAUUAAAAUACGUUCCCCCUCACAAAUACAAGUUUCUGUUGGAUCGAUCUAUUCAUAUGCAUACGCGCAAAGACGAACCAUUUCGAAAAUAUACAACCAUCCAUCUUAUUCUUCAGCGACCCAUGAAAAUGAUAUUGCGAUAUUGAAACUAUCAUCACCGUUAAAUCUUGAUGAGGCUGGUGUCGAUUUAAUCUGUUUACCUAAUGUUUCAUCAACAAUACUUUCUACUGAAGAAUAUCCUACAGUUGGUACUAAUCUUGUAGCUAUCGGCUGGGGUGUAUUAGAAGAGAAUAGUCCGAUCUCGUCACCUACAUUGCAACAGGUGAUAAUUCAAUCGGUUGCUUCGAAUAGUACUUAUUGUCAAAAUAGUCGUCUGAAAGAUCCCAAAACUCAGCUUUGUGCUGGUACAAUGCCAGAAGGUGGAAAAGAUACUUGUCAAGGAGAUAGUGGUGGUCCGCUGUUGAUGUUCACAUCAAACAAUGUUUGGGAAGUAAUUGGUAUUACUUCAACUGGAUAUGGAUGCGCACGAGCUAAUUAUCCUGGCAUCUAUACGCGUGUAGCUGCCUUUCAGUCAUGGAUCAACGAAACAAUGAAUCAUGCUAAUCAAAUAUUUACAACUACACAUGUUAUAUUAAUUCUAUUGACACAUUUACUUAUCAUAAUGGCAUGA
Molecule: messenger RNA, 939 nt
Organism: Adineta ricciae
Lineage: Eukaryota; Metazoa; Rotifera; Eurotatoria; Adinetida; Adinetidae
Source: the annotation of a GenBank genome assembly